AGCCGCGUGAUUUUCACGUGUAGGCCGAGUAGCCCUUCGAGUACCGGGCCGUCAAAAGGCUGAUCGCGGCGAAAUUACGAAAUCAGCAAAGAGUCUAUUUUUUUUACGGCGGCUGAAGGAUAGAGGCGAUGUAAACCUGCCCCCCCCCAGGGGCGGGUGUCCGCUAAGCAGACGCUCCUCCUCCGGCCUGUGCCGUACGUGCGAAAUGCCGAUGUUCCCGUGGAGGAACGAGAACAGGCGAGACUGUGCUGAUCCCGGCAUUCAUACUGUACCCUCCGCCGCUGGCAGCCUUCAUAUGAUUAAGUAGGAAAGAACUCGGUAAUUAAAAGAAAAAACCGUGCACAUUGCGGGAAGAUGCAUUAAGAAGAGGAGUGAAUGAGCUCCCAGACUCCGAUGCAUGCCUGCACCGGCCGGAAACUAACUGAAGGCUUUUAAGACAGUUGUGCUGUUCGCAGCGUUCGAGGGGCAGCCGGCACCAUGGCCGACGAGGAGCUCAUAUUCAGCAUGGAGGGAGUGGGCAGCGUCGGACGGGGCAAGGUCGCACGGGUCGACUCCGUUACCGACGACGACGAGGACUAUUACAUAUGUCCCAUUACGGAUGACCCCAUGAGCCCCACCAAGGAGAUCUGCGGUUACUUGAAGAAUUUCGUCCAUGAGAAGCAGCUCUCCGCCACUCCGCCGAAAACCUCCUUCACAUAUAAGAGCACUAAAGGGGAUGAGCCUGAGCAGGAAUCAGUCAGGUUUGGGUCUUUAAACGAAAAAGGUCGGGCCGCCUGGAAACACGCCAUCCAGAAGGCCAGGGCUAUGCCAGAUCCAUGGGCUGAGUUCCACCUGGAGGAUAUCGAGACCGAGCCCUGCGUCCGAUAUAGGUACAGUGCUGUUACUGGUGAGUGGGCCCAGGACAAAGUUUACAUCAAGAUGGCCACCCAGCCGUUUGGACGGGGUGCCAUGAGGGAAUGUUACAGAACCAAGAAGCUGUCAAAUUUUUCGCAUAGCAGCAACUGGAAAUCGGCGUCCAACUAUGUAGCCAAGCGCUACAUGGAGACGGUGAGCCGGGACGUCUACUUCGAGGACGUCCGGCUCCAAAUGGAAGCCAAGUUAUGGGGGGAGGAGUAUAACCGCCAUCGCCCCCCUAAGCAGGUGGACAUCAUGCAGAUGUGCGUGCUGGAGAUGCCUGAAAGACCAGGGAAGGCGCUUUUCCACUUGGAGCAUUACAUCGAGGGCAAAUACAUCAAGUACAACUCCAACUCCGGCUUCGUCAGGGACGACAACAUUCGCCUGACGCCCCAGGCUUUCAGCCACUUCACCUUUGAGCGCUCUGGACACCAGCUCAUAGUCGUGGAUAUUCAGGGGGUGGGAGACCUCUACACUGACCCCCAAAUCCACACUGACAAGGGGACAGACUUCGGAGAUGGCAAUUUGGGUGUGCGCGGCAUGGCGCUCUUCUUCCACUCCCACCUAUGCAACAAAAUCUGCAAGAGCAUGGGCUUGACGGCCUUCGACCUGUCCCCGGCUGAGAAGGGCCAGCUGGACUGCACGAGCAAGCUGCUGCAGUCGGCCAAGACGGUGCUGCGUGGCUGUGAGGAGCCCUGCGGCUCCUCCAGGGUUCGCACCUUUUCCACGGGCCGCAUGCCCCCCCUCCUGACCCGCCUGUCUGAGACCUCAUCCAUGGAAGAAGGUCUCAGCGACCAGGACUCCGUUCCCUGCUCCCCCCUGCAGUUCAGCAGCUCCAUGGGGAAAUCUCCACUGGGGUUGUUAUUAAUGAACGAAAUGCACCCGCAUGGCGACUCGAACCACGAGAACCGGUCAGACCACAAGGAUCAGGAGAGCAGCGGAGACAGCGGCUAUCCCAGCGAGCGCCGCAGCGAAGGAGACCCCAACGACCACAAUGACAAGAUCGGCUCCCACAGCAGACGACGGUACGAGUCGGACGAGGACAGUAUCAAAAGGCUAACGGAGGAGAAGUGGAGCUUCCUGCACACUUCUCGCUCGCACGUGCAUCGGCCUUCCUGCGUGGCCGUGGAGGUGGAGAGGCUCAAUGCACUGGAGCUGGAAAGGAAGAUCGGCAAAUCCAUCCUGGGGAAGGUCCACCUGGCCAUGGUACGGUAUCACGAGGGAGGCCGCUUCUGUGAGAAGGAAGAGCAGUGGGACCAGGACUCGGCACUGUACCACCUGGAGCGGGCGGCCAUGUGUGGCGAGCUGGAAGCCAUCGUGGCGCUGGGCCAGAGCUACUUGCAGCUACCUCACCACGUCCUCCCUGAAGUCACACUGCAGGACAGUGAAGAGAACCGGAAAAAGGGCUUUGAGUUUCUGCUGCAGGCUGCCAAGGCAGGAGACAGACCCUGCAUGAUACUGGUGGCCAGAGCAUUUGACACAGGAACAAAUCUGUCAGCUGACAGGACGCAGAGCUGGGUGGAGGCCAUACACUGGUACAACUGUGCCCUCAACAUGAUGGACUACGACGAGGGCGGCGAGUUUGACGGCAUGCAGGACGAGCCGCGCUACCUGCUGCUGGCCAGAGAGGCCGAGAUGUACAUGAGUGGAGGGUUUGGUCUGGAGCCGGAUCCCCAGCGAUCAGGGGAUCUCUUCACAGAAGCUGCGGAUGCUGCGAUGGAGGCUAUGAAGGGCCGGCUAGCCAACCAAUAUUACAUGAAGGCGGAGGAGGCCUGGGCAAUGUUGGAGGAGUGAGGGUGGG
Molecule: messenger RNA, 2695 nt
Organism: Paramormyrops kingsleyae
Lineage: Eukaryota; Metazoa; Chordata; Actinopteri; Osteoglossiformes; Mormyridae
Gene: eef2k
Product: eukaryotic elongation factor 2 kinase
Biological process (GO): response to differentiation-inducing factor 1; protein phosphorylation; myosin II filament disassembly
Molecular function (GO): calcium ion binding; elongation factor-2 kinase activity; calmodulin binding
Source: RefSeq, a predicted model, not a curated record